This is a messenger RNA of Exophiala dermatitidis NIH/UT8656, 633 nucleotides long. RefSeq lists its product as uncharacterized. The transcript is spliced from 4 exons. The coding region runs from base 1 to 633 and encodes 210 amino acids. The record is from RefSeq and is a predicted model, not a curated record. Lineage: Eukaryota; Fungi; Ascomycota; Eurotiomycetes; Chaetothyriales; Herpotrichiellaceae.
AUGGUGUACUAUUUUCAGUCUAACACGGUUGAUCCGCCUGCUUUCAUCUAUGUAGGGAAAGACAAAGUUGAAAAUGAGGACUUGAUCAAAUUUGGCUGGGAAGAAGAUUUCCACGUGGACAAUCUUUCAAGUGCACACGUCUACCUCCGACUGAAGCCUGGGGAGUCGUGGACAUCCAUUCCGCAAGCUCUACUGGAGGACUGCGCCCAGCUGACAAAAGCAAACUCCAUUGAAGGCAACAAGAAAGACAAUGUUACAAUCAUCUACACGCCAUGGUCGAACCUGAGAAAGGAUGCCUCCAUGGCCACGGGUCAAGUAUCGUUUCAUGAUCCCAAAAAGGUCAAAAAGGUGCACGUUGCGGCCCGACAAAAUCCCAUUGUCAAUCGGUUAAACAAAACCCGGGUGGAAAAGUUUCCAGAUCUUCAGGCCGAGAAAGAAGCGGAUCUGAAGGAGAAGCGGAAAGCCGAGCGGAUACAACGGGAGCAGCAGAAGGCCAAGGAUCGGGAGGAGCGCAAGAAACGGGAAGAGCUGAGAUGGCAGAAAGACCAUGCUUACGAUGAUAUCAUGCGAGAAGAGUACAUGGUCAGCAAUCAGGACCGGGAUGCCAGUUUCUACGAGGACGAGUUCAUGUGA